ACGAAUUUCAAUCUCCGUCAGUCUCAUUUUUUCUCUCGAACCCGACGGAUGCAAAAAACAGCCGGCGAAAUGUCUAAUAACAACACCCGAAUGAUGCUUCUACUUGUGGCUAUCGCCAGUGCGGCGAUUGCCUCCAGCAUUCCGGACGAUUUGGUACACAAUCCCCUGGAAGUCGAUUCGCUGCACAACAAGCACUUUGACGGCGUCGAGCACAAUGCCCAGUUCGACCACGAGGCCUUUUUGGGCCCCGAUGAGUCCAAGAAGUUUGACGGCCUCACGCCCGAGGAGAGCAGGCGUCGGUUGGGCCUGAUUGUGGACCGCAUCGAUGAGAAUAAGGAUGGGCUUGUCAAUCUAUCAGAGCUCAAGAACUGGAUCGCCUACACCCAGCGGCGGUACAUUGAGGAGGAUGUGAAUCGCGUGUGGAAUCGCCACAAUCCGGAGAACAACAAUACUAUCAGUUGGGAGACUUACCAGAAGGCCGUUUAUGGUUUCUUGGAGGAUAUGAGCCCAGAAGAGCAGGAAGCGGAGGACAAUGGCAUCAGCUACAAGAGCAUCCUGAAACGCGAUCGUUACCGCUGGUCGGUGGCCGACACGGACUCUGAUGAUUCCCUAACCAAGGAGGAGUUCGCCGCCUUCCUGCAUCCCGAAGACCAUCCCUCAAUGAAGGCUCUGGUGCUGCACGAGACCUUCACUGAUUUGGACAAGGACAAGGAUGGCAAGAUCUCGGUGGAUGAGUACAUUGGCGACAUGUUCCGACCCUCCAGUGAGGAUGAGGAAGAGCCCGAGUGGGUGGCCAAUGAGCGUGAGGCCUUUUCACAUCAUCGCGAUAUCGACAACGAUGGCUAUAUGAAUGAGGAGGAGGUAAAGCUGUGGAUCACUCCCACGGACUUUGAUCACUCGGAGAGCGAGGCUAAGCAUCUGAUCUUUGAGGCGGAUGUCGAUCAUGAUGACCAGCUGACCAAGGCGGAAAUUUUGGACAAAUACGAUGUCUUUGUGGGCUCCCAGGCCACCGAUUUCGGCGAGGCUCUGGCCCGGCACGACGAGUUCUAGAGCCUAGAGAUUAAGAAUGAUCCUAAGAAUCUCCCACUUCGAAUGCCAAAUAUCUUGUAAAACUCUUCCCUAGACGAUAAGACGAUUGAGAGUACAUUAUACACUGACUUGAAUGCGAGGAUCUGGACUAAUUGAUUUGAUAUGUAUGAUGUGAUUUGUUUAAUUGAAAGGCGUCCACGUCAGCUCUUGCGGAGCAUCAAUGGCCACGUCACUGGAACGUACGCACACACACACACACAGACUCUAUUGACCCCUGCCCCAUUUUCCCGGUCCUCGCCACAGAUACGCCACCGCAUUUGCCUGUGUAACAUUCAUACAUAAACAUAAAUGAUU
This is a messenger RNA of Drosophila kikkawai, 1383 nucleotides long. It is a transcript of the gene scf, whose product is annotated as Calumenin scf. NCBI's taxonomy places the organism in Eukaryota, Metazoa, Arthropoda, Insecta, Diptera, Drosophilidae. Gene Ontology annotation, molecular function: calcium ion binding. Gene Ontology annotation, cellular component: endoplasmic reticulum. The record is from RefSeq and is a predicted model, not a curated record.